GUUGGAGUCCUGUGAAAGUCAUGGGACAGGCACGAUGCCUAGUGUUUCUGUACACAAGCUGCUAUUGAGGAAAUCAUUGCUGGUAGUGGGCGCUGCUCGAUUCUCCUGAUUUGUGGAGCACGCCGUGUUAAAUGUGAGCAGCAGCGAGUGGGCGGAGCUUCAGCGGCGGAGAGCGAUACGGCUCCAUCACCACAGAAAGGCUGCACUGUGCUGCUGCUACAGGAAUCAUCAUGUCUUACCGCUCCCAGCCACGAGACUUCAGCAACCUCAUUCAAACAUGCAGCUCCAACAUCCAGAAAAUCACCCAGAACACUGGCCAAAUCAAAACCAUGCUGUUCCAGCUUGGCAGCAGACCAGACACACCUGAACUUCAGGACAGACUUCAGCAGAUGCAGCAUUAUACAAACCAGUUAGCCAAAGAGACCAACAAGCACUUGAAAGAACUGGGAUCUCUACCUCCACCUCAGUCUCCAUCGGAGCAGCGGCAGCAGAGGAUCCAGAAGGACCGGCUGAUGAAUGACUUCUCAGCAGCACUCAACAACUUCCAGGUGGUCCAGCGUCGAGCAGCUGAGAGGGAGAGAGAGUCAGUGGCCAGGGCCAGGGCAGGCACCCGCCUUCUGGUUGAUGAUGGCAAUCAGGAUGAACAGCUUGUGACAUUUGAUAAAAAUGAAGACUCAAGGCAGAGUCAAAGUCUGGCAGAAGAGGAGCCCAUCACAGAAGAUGACCUGGAACUGAUCAAGGAGAGAGAAACCAACAUCAGGCAGCUGGAGUCCGAUAUCAUGGAUGUGAACCAGAUCUUUAAGGAUUUGGCUGUUAUGAUUCAUGACCAGGGUGAUAUGAUAGAUAGCAUAGAGGCAAAUGUGGAGAGUGCUGAGGUGCAUGUGGAGCGUGGAGCUGAACAACUCCAGCGUGCUGCAUACUACCAGAGAAAAUCACGCAAGAGGAUGUGUAUUCUGGCUCUGGUGCUUUCCUUGGUGGUGACCAUUUUUGCCAUAAUUAUUUGGCAAGCUAUCAAAUAAGGUGAUAGCACACAUUAGAUUUGGUGCACUUUAUGAUAUUCGGUGGUGAGUGGAUAGAGAAUGGCUGACUGGUGAGCAUCUGUGUGCGUGCGUGCAUGUAAUGUGUGUGCUAAAUCUACUGUUUAGGAAAGACUGAAAUUUUCCUCUUAUUACCUAGAACAUGUCUAGUUUAAGGAUCAAUGUAUAACAGAAAAGGAACUAAAUCUUCAAAGCAUCUUGCAUGUCCACCAAUCCUUUUUACAGGUUAACAUGAUGAUAAUGCAAGUGUUGUCCAGUUCCCAGAUAUUAGGCAACAUAACAGUAGGUGGUGAAAUGAUCUGUUUAUUUGUAUGAGUGGGUGAGUGUGUUUACGGUUCCAUCUGUAAAUUAAUGGACAGCGACAUGAUUUUUGUAGUUUCGGCUCUGUAUUCAACCUUACUUAAAUGACACGGUUGCUAUAAGGUUAAAGUUCAGAGUGUCAACAUUAAUUCAAGGGUAUCCAUAUGGAAACCACAGCUCAUCUUAGGAACUAUAAGUAAUAGUUGGCAUGUACCUUGUGUCUUGCCAGCAUGAUCAUGCAUUAGUAUUUGCACAAGAAAGCUAAUAAAAAGUCUAAAGUUGGUUUCAGAUUGACAUUUGCAUCUUGAUAAAUAAAUUAGAGGUGUAGCGAAAAUGUUAGGUGCAACUGUUUGGUACACCAACUUGUUCUUACUGUUAAAGACAGACCAAAGAACACUAGAGAAUGACAGAAGGAUAGGUCAAGAAAAACUGUUGGAAAGAUCAGGAGCACACUUCAUGAUGCACCCACGGAUGAGGGUUUACAACACGAAAUUUUGCUAAAAAGUAUGUAGUGGCACUGGCAUUCGUUGCUCAUGCCAGCCAGCUCAGUGGUCUGUACUGAAAUUUACAGAAGCAGCAUAACUGUUCAGAUGCACCCAAAUGCCUCAAAAUUCAGAGAAUGGUACUUCACCUUGCAGCCAGACAAUAACCCAUGCCACUAAAGCAACUGUGUCACCUAAGUGUUCAGAGGCAAUGAGUGGAAUGUUUUUGACUGGGCAGAUCUAGUGUCUAAUUUUCUAGUGUUUCUUAACCCUGCUCCUGGGGACCCAUUUUUCUGCAUAGGUUCAGUUUUUCUCAACACACCUGGUCCAGCUUGUCAACUGAUGAUCAACUCCUUCUUGAGCUGUAUCAGAGUUAUUGAGACAGGAAAUUGUUAAAACAGAUCAGCACUGACCGAACGCAUUUCACUUACUUAAAGCAUCCACAUCAAGCAGGAAUAAUUGCACUUUGAGACUGACAGAGCAUCACCAGGGAAGAUACCCAGCACCCAGCAGUGUCUAUGAGUUAAAUAGAGACACUGGUCAAAAGAAUUUAACCAUCGUUUUAUCUGUUGUCAACGUGCCUACUCACCUCCUACAGCAGUGCCGGUCUUUAUGCACUCUCAGAAAAAAGGUACUAAACUGUCACUGUGGUGGUACCCUCAAGGGUACAUCUUCAGUACUUUUAGGGAACAUUUGUUGUACCAUAAUCCAUUGUACUUAGAUUUUUAAGUUGUAUUGACUCGACACACCCUCUCUUGUCAGGCAUUUUUAUUGUUCUGUUUUAAAGCAUUAGGUAAUGAAAAGGUACAAAUAUGCAAUUUUCCCCGGGACAAAUCUUAUUUAAGGUGCACAGUUGGACCUUAAAACCACUGUUGUACCUUUGUGCAUUUUCAUUGUUAAUACCUUUGUACUUACAGUGCAGGGAGAUGUUUAAGUUUAAAGACUAAGUCCUGUUCUGAUGUACUUUGGAAACAAAAUCUUUUUUGGUGUGGAAUUUUUGGGGGUAGCGGCAGGCUGUUUGAAAAUAUUUCCCACUAGCUGGCUAAUGCAGAAGGCAGACAACUAACAUUUACUACUAGGAAGCCAAAUAUGUCUAUAUUUAUUAGCCUCUACAUCAGUGGCACAGUAGUGGAUUUCUUAAUUGCUCUAGGGGGAUUCACAGUGUUUGUGUAGUGUAUGCUGGGUAUCAUAGUGUAGUGUAUGCUGGGUAUUGCAGUGAGAAAACACUGAUGGAUGAAAACACAGAAAGGAUACCAAAUCACUGAAGAUUGCAGUGCUGCACAACAGAACAUGACAACAUAUUUAUUUUUAGGUAGUAAUGCCCCUUUACAACAGUCCUGGAAUGCAAAUUAUUCACAGCCUUUUAAAUGCAACAAUAUAAUUAAAAAAUAUUUUAUUAAUUAAUUAUGUUAAUUUGUCCAGUUAUGUAUGGUCUGUUGAGGUAGUGGGACUGAUUUUCUGUAUGAUUCACUCAGUAUAAAUGUACAUACCCUUAUUAAAUUAAAUUAAAUCCAAUAUUCUACACUUUUACUUUAGAGUAACCAUCAAAUCCAAAGUGUUGGAUCCAGUGUAACAGAGUACAGAGCCAAAACAUCAACAAAAAAAUUGUCAUUGCCCAGAUGUUAAUGUAAAUGUUAAUUGCACUAAUGAAGGUAUUGCACAUAUUGUACAUGUACUUGCUAAUACUUACUUUUUUCCCUGUAAUCACAAUAAUGCAUAUUUAUAAAAAGUGUAUUCAACUGUGGCACAAUGUUAGGUCUUUUUUAAGUGGUAUGGUGUCCUUAAAGAAAGUUCAGAAUCAUUCAACCAAAUGUUUGUCGCGUCGUUGGAAUUCUGCCAGUCAUCUAAUGUUAAUAUAUAGUGUUUUUCCCCUCUCUCCCUUGUUGCACAUGUUGAGGUUGACCAGUGUACUUUCAUUGUAGCAUUGUGAGAUUAUAUACAGCAACUCACAACUCCUUGAGACUCAGCAGGAGGAAAUUUGCUAUGAAAAUGAUAAACCUUUCAUUUUAAAGUGAUACUUGAAUUGUUAGAAUAUACCGUUGUUGUCUGUAUAUGCUAUAAAUGAGAGUUGUCUCCACUACACAAAGGUUUUUUUUUCAAGUGAUCUAUUUAUUAAUGUGGCUUUAGAAUUAUGUUAAUGCUUGCUUUGAUUUUGACUUUAUUCAUUUUAGUGAUGCUGUUGUGUAAACAGAAGCUCUAUAAUGUUUGACUUAAGUUUUCACUUAAUAUAAGAAUGUAUUUCCUAAAUGCCUCAAAUAAAUUAGAUAUGUCUGAAGUUUUAGAUAGUAGAUAUCUGUGGCAUGACCAUCAGUUCUAUAGGUUAGUCAAGAUUAAACAGCCUUCUUUGUGCAUAACCCAUUUGGCAAGAGGGGUCAGAGUUCUACUACUGUGCUCUGACUAAAUGGGGAAAUAAUAAUGAUAAUAAUACCAAAUUAAAUCUAGUAUGUUAAAUAAAAUUGGUAAGUGGUCUAUGAGCAAAGAAAUCCACUACCUUUUCACACUGACUGUCAUUUGUAGCAUACACAUCCUAAUGAUUGUUGUAAUUAAGAUAGAUGUUAUUAUGAAAUAGUCACUGUUUUUAUAUUGUCCACUGGGUGGCACUCGAUGUACAGAAAUAAAAAGAGAGGUUCUGUUCGGUGUUUAGUCCGGUAUUUACAUAAAAUGUAAAUAAGCGCAGAAAUCCUCAAGGUAUCAACCAUAGGCAUUGCUGACCUUAGUUAAAUUAAUUGUGGUUUUGUCUGGGACAUUGGGACUGAGCAGUCUAUUUAGCUCAUUUCUCCAUGGAAGAUCUUUCUUUCUUACAGGUGUCCUUGACUUUGUAUGGCAACAAUUCACACAAUUCCCAUAUGACUCUAUUUUAAUUUUAUCUCUUUGGUCAUAGAAGCUUAACUAUGUCAAGAAAGGCUUCAGUUAAAACAUCUAAUUCUGUUUGUGCUUUUUUCAUAAUGUAUUUCUUUGUAGGCGCUACUGUAGUUGUAUUGUCUUGUUAUAAAUGCACUCUAAAUGUUAACAAGGGUGGUCAUAAAUUUUUCACUAGAAACUCCCAAAAUGUCCUGGAAAGGCAGAGCAAGAACUGCCACAGACAUCUCUCCUGAGUACUGAACCCGUAACGGUUCCAAAUGAGUGCACUUCAUAUGAUUUAAAACCUAAUAUAGCAUUAAAUGUGCUUAUUAUCUGAUGAUAGUAAUAGUGUUUCGAGGCUGACUUUCCGAUAUGCUUUGUUUAUCUUCCUUGAAUGUAAAUGAAUUCAUACACACUUUUUAGGCGUGAAAUAUAUAAAUAAUAUGAAUGUUGUUAAGCAAUGUAAUUUCUUUUCCAAUUUCUGUAAGUAAAUGAUGUCUGAUCUGAUGGAAUCUCUUUGUUGCUUUAA
Molecule: messenger RNA, 5189 nt
Organism: Colossoma macropomum (tambaqui)
Lineage: Eukaryota; Metazoa; Chordata; Actinopteri; Characiformes; Serrasalmidae
Gene: stx12l
Product: syntaxin 12, like
Exons: 11
Coding region: 231-1019 (262 amino acids)
Biological process (GO): intracellular protein transport; vesicle fusion; vesicle-mediated transport
Cellular component (GO): SNARE complex; synaptic vesicle membrane; postsynaptic recycling endosome
Molecular function (GO): SNAP receptor activity; SNARE binding
Source: RefSeq, a predicted model, not a curated record